Messenger RNA from Symbiodinium sp. CCMP2592, 4791 nucleotides. NCBI's taxonomy places the organism in Eukaryota, Dinophyceae, Suessiales, Symbiodiniaceae. The record is from the annotation of a GenBank genome assembly.
AUGGCAGACUUCACUCAGCUUGUGGCCGAUUGCAACGUACCAGCAGCUGUAGCCUCUUUGCUUUCAGCAUUCGACAUUGCUUUGUUUGCUCGGUCCUGUACCACUGCGGCAGAGCUUGAAGAAUUGGUGAACCACUUUCUGGCCGAAGCCUCAGUCACGGAAGCCGCUGAGCGCUUUAUCACCAAAGCCUCUUUGCGGUUACUCUUCUGCAAGUGCCGAACGUCAGAGAGCAUGGUAUCUCUUGAAGCUGCGCCUAUUUCCAGCGCACCGCUUGGUGAGGGCACAUCAGCUGCAACCCCGGCUCCCACAGCCUCGCCACCUCUUUCUAGCUCCUGGCAAGAGGCGUGGCCCGCAAAAUUGAGCGGGGAGCGCACGGCAGCGCUUAGGAAGCGGUUCGAGGAGGAUUACCCCACCGAACUUCUUGAUGCAGAGAGCUUUCCACGCGCCCGCUUAUUGGCCCUCACCAAUAAGAUGCUUUUUGACAAGGAGGUGCGAUGGAUUCCUUGGAAAUACCGCUUAAGUGCCCGCGCUCAAGAGGACAGUCUCCUCGUCCGGCCUAGGAAACAGGCCCGCUUUGACUUGACAGAGCUUUUUCUCGACGAGGCUCCCACCCGUGAUAUACAUGAAGGCCCCGCUUCCUUUGGCCUCGUCACACAGCUUCUGUCACUAGCGGCCAAUGCCAUCGCGCUUUGCCAAGGGGCACAUCUGGGCUCUCUGAAGCUUUACAAUAAACGCUUCAUGAGGAUCUGCUUCACCAGGUACGAGGCCGCCGCCAGGUUACGAGGUCCUACCACCAUGGAAGCCCAGGCCGCCGACCGCCGCUGUUGGGAAAUCAUCGCCGACUUAGUCAACGUGCACCAUUGGAAGCUGGAUGAUGCGCUUCACGAAGUCGCCGAGGUGCGUUCUGAUAUGCACAGCCUGCUUGCCCCGAGGCCCUUCAUUCCCAAGCCAAAGUUCGAACCGGACAAUAGCUGGAAGGCCCGCUUCACAGGCAACGGUCGCGGCGGCAAGGGUGGCGGCCGUGGCGGCAAAGGCCGUGAUGGCAAAGGUGAGAAAGGUGAACGCUUCGAGCGAGGUGGCAAAGGCGGCAAGGGCAAGGAUAACAAGCAAUCCACCCCUCCUGGAAAAUGGCUUUCCACGCUUUUCAUGGAUGGCAAGCAUCAGACGCUUUGCAUGAGGUACCAGAGCGGACAAUGCAAGGACGCGGCUACCUGCCGCUACCUGCACAGAUGCGCAGUGCCCAAGAGUGAUGGCACAGCUUGCUCUGCAGGGGCCACUUUGGCACUGCCCAAGGCACGUGCCCCGGUGUCCUGUGCAGCUUCUGCACUCAGUGAAGGCUCUCUCGACUUCGCUACCUGCUUGGAGCUUCUAGCGCAGUACUUUUCCUCUCCCUUCACUUCUUCUUCUCACUGCCCCGACAAGGCCAUUGCAGCUUCUGAGGCGUAUUUCAACUUGGGAGCUUUCGCUUUUGGCAAUGGCGCAAGGCGGCCGCUCAAGUCCCGGCCCCUUGGAUGCCUCAUCCGGCACAGUGCAACAGAAGCCGGUAAAGGUGAGUUGCGGGACACUUGGCAUGCGCCGCUCUCCUUCAGCUGUGAAUCGCUUCACUGUACGAUGCCGAUACAAGGAGACAGGUGGGUAUUGACUGCCUAUACUUGCAAGAGCUUGGACCGCUUUGAUGCAAAGUCACUUGCACACUUGAGGUCACUGGGCUUCCCACUGCCAUCGCCAACCCCGGAGAAUCCUCAGCCAAUACCGCCCCCGCUCAAGGAUACGACAUGCGUGGAGCUCUUCCUGGAUAUAUGCUGUGGGGCCGCACACCCACUUACUGCGGCAAUGUCGUCAUGUGGCAUCACUUGUUUGCCUGUCGAUUUGCUUGGCGAGGAGCAGCUUGACCUGCUCAACGACGAUACUUACGACCACCUCCUUCGACUGUGCUUUUCGGGGAUUGUCCGCUUGGCUCACGGCUCCCCACCUUGCAAAGAGUACUCCCGCUUGAAGCUUCGUCCAGGUGGCCCCCCGGCUAUUCGAUCUCCAGAGCAUCUCAAUGGCCUACCGGGGAACACCGCUUCGCAGCAAGCCAGGGUUGAGAGCAGCCAGAAGCUUUUAUACCGCUGUGUUUGCCUUCUCCGAGCAGCCUUUUGUUCAGGUGCACAUGUAUCCCUGGAGCAGCCCACCAACGCCAUGUCUUGGCUGGAACCUUUUGUUCAGGACAUGCUCUCCGAGAUACAGGCUUCACUGGUCAACAUCCCGGCAUGCUCAGUGGGCGAGGACAUAGCUAAAUCUUGGCUUUUCGCUUGCAGUUACAGCGAAUUUCGCUUUCUAGCAGGCACAUGCUCGCAUGCAGGAGGUCAUCAGUCCGUCGCAGGUGCCAGGGACGAACACGGUAACUUCUUGUCCCAAAGGACGGCAGAGUACCCGUCCCAGCUUGCCGAGAACUUCUCAGUGAAGGCAGUGAACUUAUUUUCUUCGGGCAGACCCGCUUAUUCAGUUGCGCCCUGCUCCUUGAAGUUUGCACUUGCCGCAAUCCCCAAAAAGCCGCGCUCCUCAACGCCUACAGCCGCACAGGAUGGCGGGGGCAUCUACUCUCUACCCGACUGGUCCCUUGGCCCAAGGUACCAAUCUGACUGCUUACACGACCUGCGGAGGGAAUGGCAAUCUUGGCUGCUUGGGAACAGAAUUCCUCUUCGGCUUCAGCAACAUAUCGCAGAAGCCAGCAAUAAACCUCUUUUCUCAGAGGAAGAAACAGAGUGGCUUCGCUCGUCUUUCAAGCGCUUUUCGGAUUCACACUCCCCGUGCCAGGACUGGAAUUUCUCGGUGAAGGAGGGCCAGCCGUAUUGCUUGUCUGCACUGGAGCGCUUAAGUACCAUGCUGGGUGACAAGGACACUUCCCUUUUCCCCGCUUUACAGAAAGGCGUCCCCACGGGGUUCGACGGCGACAUCCCGCGCAGCCACACACUUCGGCCUCGUAACCCUGAAAACUCAGACGAACCCACUGACCUGCUUGUCUGUGAAGGCAACUGGCAGGGAGCUGAGGCAGACCCAGCAUUGCUUCAGGAGUUGAUUGAGGAGGAAGUUUCUGCCGGCUACAUAGAGGAAGUUCCCAGCUUGGAGGCCGCCUACGAACGGUGGGGUCAAGAACGUGUUGCAGUGGGUCGUGUGAACAUCGUCAAGGCUCCCGGUCGCGCUGCCCGCUUGGUUAUAGACAACAGCAUGUGCAGCACGAACCAGAACUGCCAUGUGCCUGAACAGUUCUCCUUGCCCAGCCUUCAGGACAUACAGGCCGCUUACCCUCCGAGGGAAGACGAGGAGCCGGUUUCGGGAUUCAGCUUAGAUGUGAAGGGGGUGGAGGAGUGUCUUCGGCAUCGACUCGUCAGCCGUAAACAGCUUGACAAACUCCUUGGUCUGCUCCAGUGGAUUCUCCAUGGUAUCCAUGCUUACCUGGACGACAAGCUCCGCUUCACAGAGUCCAGCAGAGAAACACUUGCCUUCUUUGCCCACUUGAGCUCCAGGGACUGGCGGCCCAGGCCGCUUCGACCACCACCUACCAGUUCGGUGGAGUCGGCUGCAGACGCUUUCGGCAAGGGCAAUGACUGCGGCGUGGGAGGUUGGCUCCUCCUCCCCAAUGGACGCCUGCUUUGGUUCGCUCACCGCUACACUGUCAAAGACUUUCUGGACUUAGGUCUGCCAAUGCAACCGGACGCCAACUUGGACAUCUCCAGCUACGAGACACUUGCACAGUGCUUUGUACUUCUGGCUUUUUGGAAAGCCCAUGGUUCCGGUCGCUUGGCUUUGACAUUACCAGCUUUGAGCGAUAACAGUGGUGCAGAGUCAGUGUGUAACAAGCUUUACACCUCUAAAGUACCGCUUAAUCUUUUUGUUCGCAAACUUUCGAUGUGGAGCUCGAUCACCGGUGUCACUUUGGACUGCAGAACGACGACGCAGACCUGCUUUCUCGUUGGGAUGGCUGCACAGACCUUCCAGACAAGUCGAAGACCCCGGAUGCUCUGGACCUUCAGAGCAGCUUUCAACUUUCAGAGCAGUCGGACUUCCGGCAAGCCGAAAAAGGAGUCGAAGACCCCGGAUGCUCUGGACCUUCAGAGCAGCUUUCAACUUUCAGAGCAGUCGGACUUCCGGCAAGCCGAAAAAGGCGAUCAAGAUGGCUGGCAGCCAUCGCGGCCUGGUUCCUCAUGGAAGCUGUGGGAUGGGGCCUACUCGGCAUCCCCCACGCCUGCCCAGAAGGAUCCACUCAAACUCCGGUACGACCAAGUUGGCAACGACCAAGGUUGGUGGAAUGUCAAUACACCAGUGGCGGAGACGGACGAGGAUGCGAUAGGCGGCGAGCUUCCGGCUGUUUUUCGCGAGGUUCAGCGAGCUCUCACCCAGGCCAAGAAGGCGGACACCAAGGUCAAGCGCCUGAGACAGGAGGCCUCCCGCAGAAAGGCUCAGUUCGAGAAGUACGAGGGACUGAUGAAGAAAGCCUUUGUGAAGCAAAGGACGAGAUCCAGAGCACCACUCUUGCGGGUCGACGGCGGCGUGACAGAGAAGCUCGAGGCCAAAAGGGCAGCUGCUGCUGCUGCUGCAGCGGAGUUUGGCCGGGCCCUUCGUCCAUUUGGGCUUCCUACGGCCCCUACGGACAGCGAUGCCGCGCCUUCGUCGGCGACCAACCAGUUCCACUUUUCGCUCAAUGGCCAGCAGGUUCAGGUCCGUGUCACCGAAUCGGAGGAAGAGAACUUAGAGGACUCCGAAGACGUCGACUUCCACGACCCUGGCCAUCACCCGCCAGGAACAUGA